Messenger RNA from Adineta ricciae, 414 nucleotides. NCBI's taxonomy places the organism in Eukaryota, Metazoa, Rotifera, Eurotatoria, Adinetida, Adinetidae. The record is from the annotation of a GenBank genome assembly.
AUGCGAUACAGUUCUCACGGAAUUGAAUUUCAUUCUACCGAGCAAUACAUGAUGUAUCACAAAGCAAAACUGUUCAAAGAUGAAGAGAUAGCAGAUGCAAUCCUACACGCAGCAACUCCCGGCAAGUGUCGAGGAUUAGGAAGAAGGGUAAAGAACUUUGAAGCAGACGUAUGGUGGAAUAACCGAACACGAAUAGUUUCCGAAGGCAACUAUCUGAAAUUCACACAAAAUGCAACUUUGAAAGAUCUUCUGCUGAAUGAGCAAGACACACUAUUUGUAGAAGCAUCACCUUCAGAUGCUAUUUGGGGUGUCGGCUUAGCCGAAAACGAUCCGUUAACUAUUGAAUGUACCCCAUCAGCUAUGUUAUCAGUGCUCAUUCUCUCAUACUUAUACGACACUAAUCAUCUUUUCUAA